AUGCCAGGCACCGCUGCCAAUACAGCUCAGGAUCCAUCGGAUGAAGAAAGAAAAACAGAGGUUUCAAUUCCAUCAUCAAAGAAUUGUUCUGGGUGGGACUUUUUCAAUCCGUUUGAUGAUGAUCAGAGGGCUGUGAAGGAAGCACAGGGUAAGGAUGGUGAUGCUAAUGUGAACCAGGGGGAGAACAGGGGAUUGGGGGUGAAUGAUAGUUGUGGAAAUGGGAGAGAAUUGAUGGAAGCAUUGAAGGAUGUGGUGGAACAUUUUGUUACGGCUUGUGAGAGUGGUGUGGAGGUUUCUAGAAUGCUUGAGAUCAACACGGCUUCUCUUCUUCAAUCCUCUGGUUCUGAGCAAAUUCAGGAUGGCCCAAAUAAGAUUGUCCAACCAAUCAGAUGGUGCGGAUCGUCUUCUUCAUCCGGUCCUUCCUCCUUUAAGAGCUUCCUUGCAUCCAGUUCCUCAAUGCAGACAGAAUUCAAGAAUGAUAUUUUUGAUGAAUAUGGAGGAAUGGUCUCCGGAAGCCAUUCAUUGACUCUGGGAAGAUUAUAUGCUUGGGAGAAGAAGCUUUAUGAGGAAGUGAAGGCUGGAGACCAUAUGAGGAAAAUUUAUGAACAGAUAUGUAUACAAUUAAGAAACCAGGAUACUAGGGGAAAGGGCUCAAUGGACAAAACCAGAGCUGAAGUAAGAGAUCUACAUUGCAGAAUCUUGGUUGCAAUUCGCACCAUUGAAUCAAUCUCCCAAAGAAUUCAAAAGGCGAAAGAUGAAGAGCUGCAUCCACAGCUUGUUGAAUUGCUACACGGUCUAAUGAGAACUUCGAAGACAACAUUGGAAUUGCACGAAACUCAAAAACAAGCUGUGCGGGGAAGAAAUAAUUUUUCUCGUAUAAUCCCGUUGACUAAGUCCACGCUCCUGCGUACGACGUCGCUUUGUCACCUGAAAACACAAACGUGAGCUAGCCGGCGGG
Messenger RNA from Camellia sinensis, 958 nucleotides. Lineage: Eukaryota; Viridiplantae; Streptophyta; Magnoliopsida; Ericales; Theaceae. The record is from RefSeq and is a predicted model, not a curated record.